Molecule: messenger RNA, 748 nt
Organism: Ilex paraguariensis (yerba mate)
Lineage: Eukaryota; Viridiplantae; Streptophyta; Magnoliopsida; Aquifoliales; Aquifoliaceae
Source: the annotation of a GenBank genome assembly
AUGAGUUUAUACAAUGCCAAGACAGAAUUGGCAACUUACAUUGGCCCCUCCGCGAUGUUUCCGAUACUUCAAUAUCAAGGGUUUGUGCAACAACACCCCGACAAUCCUUCGUCUUCGGUCAUGCCCUAUAAUGUGCAAUCGGUGCUGGGAUUACAUUCUGGGCCAUCGCUUUCUACUCAAUUGAUGAUCGGUGAGCCUCAGCAGCAGCAACAACAUCACUAUGAUCAGCAAGUGCUAGAUGCUCAGCAAUUAGCGGCUGUGGAGGCCGCGAGACAGCAACAGGAGAUGCUCAGGGCUUAUGAGCAGCAACGAUAUCAGCAACAGGCACAGCAGCUUGACCCUAUGAGAUCUAAUAUCGGGUUCGAUAGUGCUGGAGCUGGACCCUCUACGGCAACUGGGUUUAAUAUCGGGUUCGAUAGUGCUGGAGCAGGACCUUCUACUGCAACUGGGUUUAAUAUCGGGUUCGAUACUGCUGGGGCUGGACCUUCUACGGCAACUGGGUUUAAUCAGAUGACUGAAGCGGCUUUGUCAACGUCCCUGGCUUUGGGCUCCUACGGCAACCCUUAUCAGAUUCAAGAACAGCCAGAAGAGCAAUCUCAUUCCCAACAGCUUCAGGUUGAGCUUCAUCCACAGUUUUUACUUCAGCAAGAGCAGCUGCAGCAUCAGCAGCUACAUCCACAGCCAGAGCAACCACCGGCGCCACAGAAGCAAGAGACGACUGGAACCGACGAGCGUAGGAGCAAUAUUG